AAGUGUUUACAAUAUUAGUAUAAGACAACAUUGUUCUAUUUUAGGAGUCUGCUAAAUCCUCCGACAAAUCGUGAAAAACAUAUUAAACAAGUUUAAAAAGACGGUUUAAAAAAAAAUUUAAAUGAGAGAAAUUAUAAUCAGGUACUGACUUGGUUAUAAAAUGGUAAAUGACAAAGAAUUUUAUAAGAAAUGAAUGACAACUCGUCUCUAAAAAAAGUUGUUGCACAAUAUAACUUUGCUCCUUCUCACAAUGAUGAGCUUCAAUUCACGAAAGGAGACGUGAUUGUUGUUACGCAACAAAUAGAUGGUGGUUGGUGGGAAGGUACCUUAGGUAGUAAGGCUGGAUGGUUUCCCUCUAAUUAUGUUGUGCCUAUAUGUGAAGACAAAGUUGAGGCUCCUGAACUUAAUGAGUCAGUCAGUGGAUUUUAUAGAGAUAUGGUCCUGCAGAGUAUAAUAGCUACAGAGAAAGCGUACUUGAACGAUCUGUCAUCUUUUUUGCAAAAUUAUCUUAAACCGUCUCGAAUUAUUAUUGCUGAUUCUGUGUUUGCUAUUAUUGACUGUACAAUGGAUGAAAUAUUAACUUUUCAUAAAUCUCUACUUAAUAAUCUUUUGAGGGUAUCAAGAUUAUCUGAAGCUAGUCAGCGAAUUGGUAAAACUUUCCUCGAAGCAUCCAAUGAAAUAACAAAACUUUAUAAGACUUACGGAAAAUUUCAUCCUAUGGCAGUAGAGAUAAUAAAGAAGCAAAGGGAGAAACUAGAAAAGUUUUUCCAAGAUAAAGAAAAAUCCAUAAACAGUUCAAAUUUUUCAUACAUGGCAUCAAACAUAUUUAGACCCUUCGUUAGAUUGGAACAAUAUCCAAACUUACUGAAAGAGUUGGAGAGGCAUACACCUAUCAGUCACGCCGAUCUUGGCGAUACGCAAAGAUCAAUUGAAGUAUAUAGGGAAAUUUUUACUGUUUGCUCAGAUAUACGCAGGGAAAAAGAGACAGAAGUAAACAUUUUACACAGCGAAAUUCUUGGUUGGGACGGAGAGCCUAUAUCCUCAUUCGGGGACAUAGUACUGUUGGAUAACGUAAACAUAACAUGCGAAAAAGAAAUUCAAGAUAGAAUAUUAGUACUCUUUCCUCGCGUCUUGUUGGUUCUAUCAGUUAGCGAUCGAUUGUCAGGAUACGUUUUUGAGAAAAAAUAUCCUGUAAACUGGUUAAGAGUAGAACAAUUUUAUGGAGAUAAAUUAUCACUUGUACUUAAUAAUCAAAAAAUUACAUAUAAGUCGGAAAUACAAUGUAAUAAAUGGUUCGAUGCAAUCGUCAAUCAAAGGAAUUUAACUCAAUGCAUAUCUAAUGGGCAAAAUAUUACUGAAUUAAAAAUAACAACUCUACCGAAUUCUUUCCUAAAUGCUCAACAUUCAGAAAUUUGUGAAAGUCAACAAACUGCCAAGGGCAUAGUCGCAAAACAAAUAUAUUCAGCUUGGUCUAGCGGCUGUCUUAAACCAAAUCCACCGAAUCUAAAUAAUCAUCAUACAGUCGAUUUUAUUAAAAGUCCUAAAUCUGCUAGAAAAGAGCCUACUAAAUUUUUGGCUGGAUCAGCAAAAGAUGCCCAAGAUGCUCUUGUUUUAAAUGUUAUAGAAGCAUAUUAUAAAGCGUCUAAAAGAAAUUCAACAACGAAGUCACGUAAGUAUAGUACUAUUUGUGUUUUUUUAACAAAAGGAAAACAGACAAAUAAGCAAAUUCAAGCAAAGAAAAAUAUCUUUUAAUGUUGUAAUUGUGUCAAAAAAUAGAAAAAGCUCUCUGCAUGGCGCACACAUCGAAUAUAAAACGCUUCUUUUUGCAUGUAUUAAUCACCGCUAAACAACUCUAGUUUUUUUUAUUACUUUUUUCUUUUAAAAAAAAAAAACCAUAUUUUUGAAGCUGUUGUGAAUCGUAUAAAAUUUUAUGGAGAAUUUAGGUAAAUUUUACUUAUUUAUAUAUCUAUCUAUGUAUCUAUCUAUCUAUUCAAUCCUUUUUAUGCUUUUAUAAUUAAUUAUUAUUAUUAUCAAUUUUUCUGUUUAUCUUAUAAUUUAUUAUACUAAAACUGUAGAAUUAUAUGUAGUAUGUUGUAAUUACAGUGUAUGCAUACUAUAUAUAUUUUGCCUUUAUCUUAUUAUUAAAAAAAGAACCAAACAUAAUUUUUCAUUUUUAAAUUAGGUUCAUUUUUUUAUAUUAAAUCAUAUUUUCAGUUGAUCUGAAAAAACAUCGUAAGCAAAAUGAACAUCUGGAAGAUGAUGAUGAGGAUCUGGUUGGUUGCUUUCCAGUAUCGAAAAAUUUAAAUAGAAGCAUGAAGAAAUAAAUUUUAAAAAAUGGGAUUAUAUACAUCUAUUUGAUAGUUAAAUCUUUUUUUAUUAUACAUUUAUAUAAUCUAUAUAUGUGAAGCAUAGUAGAUAAACGAAGAAAAAAAACAAAAAAAGAACAUCUUUUUAAAGAAACACUGUGAAUUUUAAUGCAUAAUAACGAUUUUUAUAAUAAAAAUCUUUUAUACGGCUAUUAGCUACAUUCGGUUAGAAAAUUUGCCCUAAUUUUCUAUUUAUGUAUGUUAAGAAAGACAAACACGAUUUCUUUGUGAUUUUUUUAUAAAUUUAUGCAUGUAUGAUAGAAAAUAGAUUCUGACCUCCUUUAUCUCUUUUGUGUACAUGUGUUCACUGAACAUAUAUAAACUCGACUUUGUUUUAUUUGAAAUUAACUUUAGUAGUUUAUACAAGCUAAGUUACAGAAUUAAGGUUUAAGUAGAACAAAAGGGGUUUUGCGCUCGUGGAUAUUUUUUACCAUAGUAAAUAAACUAUUAUAGAGAGUAUAUAAUGUAUAUAUAUUAAUAAGUGUGCAUAUAUGAUGUAUAUAUUUAAGAAUAUCAAUAAAACUAUAAAAAUCUAUUGAGAUACGAAAAUUUAUUGAGGUUAACACAAAAACUUUACCCUAAAAGGUUAAUUAAUAAAAGAUUUGUAAUAAAAUGUUAUUUAUUUAUAUGCAGGAUAUAAGUCUUCAAUUAUACUACCGGAAGAGGAAAAAAUUAUUAUUGAAGAACAAAGAAAUGGACAAAUAGAGAUUGAAGAAAAGUAAGAGAUUAACUUCCAAUUGUUUUUAUCUCUACAUAUGCAUUAUCUCAAAAAAAAGAUAAAUCUAACAAUUUUCUUACUUUCUUUUUCCCCCUUCCCUUAACCUAUUCAGAUCACUCAUCGACACCAUCUACUCGUUAAAAGACGACGUGACUCUAUUAAAGAAGCAAGUAAGUGACCUGCAAAGACGAUCAGACAGUCAAAGUCCAUCAAAGAGAACUCAGUUUAUUUAAAUUCUCUCUUCCCCUUUUUUUUCAUUGUGCUUUUCAAUAAUCUUAUGGAUUAUUUUUUAAGUAUUAAAUUUGCUUUAUUUAAUGAAUACCAUGCAGCUGGUUGUGUAUGUUUUCAAAAUAUUUAUUAUGCUUGCGAAAAAAGACAUCUGCAGUUGUUUACAAUACAAAAUCCCUUUAAAAUUUAAGGCGGCAGUGAUUGAUAGACAUAUAUACCUGGGAAAGACCUUCUUAUCGAGCUAAUAAGAGGAAUAAGUGAAUAAGAACCAUAAAAAAUUGUAUACCAGACAAUAGUAAUUCAUAGGCGUGAAGAGAAGAGCAGUCUUUUCAUAACACGCCAAGAAAAUGAUUGAUUGCUUGCCACAGUUCAGAGUUCAAUGCAAAAAUCUUUAGUAUGCGGGCAAUUGGCCCUCUUAUAGGAUUAUUAAAUUACAUCAGUUCAGUUUAAAGAAGAAAGCCUUAACCCAAUAAAUUAAAUUCUAUAUUAUAAUCAACUUAGUACUUUAUUA
Molecule: messenger RNA, 3823 nt
Organism: Dimorphilus gyrociliatus
Lineage: Eukaryota; Metazoa; Annelida; Polychaeta; Dinophilidae
Source: the annotation of a GenBank genome assembly